AUGGAAGCCGUGCCCAGAAUUACUCAGAAACCUCAUGUGGUGUUCAUACCGUUACCUGCACAAAGCCACAUCAAGUGUAUGCUCAAACUAGCCAGGAUUCUGCACCACAGGGGCCUCCACAUAACCUUCGUCAACACCCAGUCCAAUCACAAACGCCUUCUCAAGUACGGUGGGUUUCAUGAUCUUGACGGUGUUCCUGGUUUUCAGUUCAAAACGGUUCCAGAUGGUCUCUCUUCCACUUCUGACGACGAUCAUGAUCCAACUCAAACCCUCGUUGAACUCUCCGCGUACCUUACGAUCCAUUUCUUGGAUGCUUUUCUUGAAAUUGUAGCCGGACUUGAAACUCCGGUCACUUGUAUAAUCUCCGAUGGCUUCAUGACUUUUACUCGAACUCCUUCUGCUGCUGAGAAGCUCGGAGUCCCCAUCAUCCUUUUCUGGACCAUGGCUGCCAGUGGGUUCAUGGGGUUUUACCAGUCAAAAGUUCUAACGGAGAAAGGAGUUGUCCCACUUAAAGAUGAUAGUUGUUUGACAAAUGGAUAUGUUGAUACCUUGAUAGACGUUCCGGGAAUGAAAGAGAUCCGUUUAAGGGAUCUACCUGAACAUAUCUGGGGCGUAGGGCCAAAAUCUUCGGCUUUAAAAUUCAUGGUCCAAAUCGCACACGAAGCUGAUAAAAUUUCACACAUGAUUAUCCAUACUUUUGAUGAAUUAGAAAGCACUCUCAUCCAAGAGAUUAAAUCCAUGUUUCCUCACAUCUACACCAUUGGGCCAUUGGAGUUACUUUUGAACCAGAUGACAGAAAAAGAUACCAAGAACUCGACUUUCAAUGGUUAUAGCUUAUGGAAGGAAGAACCCGCAUGUUUCCGGUGGCUCCAUUUGAAGGAACCGAAUUCUGUGGUGUAUGUCAAUUUUGGAAGUCUAGCAGUAAUGGAUGAUUUGGUUGAUGGUGGGUGUGGAGUUUUGCCAUUAGAACUGGAGGAAGUGGUUAAAGAAAGAGGGUUUAUAGGAAGCUGGUGUUCACAGGAGGAGGUGUUGAACCACCCUUCGGUUGGUGCGUUCUUGACUCAUGGUGGGUGGGGUUCAGUUAUUGAGAGCUUGUCUGCUGGUGUACCGAUGAUAUGCUGUCCGUUCACCGGUGACCAACGGACUAAUUGCAGACAAGUGUGCAAGGAAUGGGAGGUGGGGAUGGAGAUGGGGAGGGACGUGAAGAGGGAUGAAGUAGAGAAGCUUGUGAGGGAGUUAAUGGGCGGAGGCGGGGGGAGGAUGAGAAACAAGGCAAUGGAGUGGAGGAAAAUGGCGGAAAUGGCGACUGAUCUUGACGGUUCGUCGUCUCUAGAUGUUGAAAAAUUGGUUGCCGAUAUUAGUGUGCUUUCAAAAAACUAG
Lactuca saligna is the source of this 1380-nucleotide messenger RNA. The record is from the annotation of a GenBank genome assembly. NCBI's taxonomy places the organism in Eukaryota, Viridiplantae, Streptophyta, Magnoliopsida, Asterales, Asteraceae.